AUGCUCGCCUUGGCACUGACAUCAGUGCAGAGUUGGCACCCCCUUCCGAACCGGCAAACCCUCGCAGUCUUGUGCAUCUCAUCGUUAAUCGCCACUGUAUGGCUCGCGUAUCGUCGUUACAGUCCGCUCCAUCACGUUCGUGGCUCCUGGCUAUGCAAGAUUUCAGGCCUGUGUCUGGCCUUGGCUGAUUUUCGCUCUUGUCGAAAUGACAAAAUCCUCGAGUGGCAUCGGAGAUAUGGCCCUGUUAUAUGUAUCGCGCCAAACGAGGUCUCAGUCGCGACACUGGAAGGCACAAGAGACAUCUACGGCACAGCGCACCGAUGGCCAAAGAGCAACUACUUUGACCAUUUCAUGGGAUAUAACCGGCGCUCGGUGUUCGCCACGAAGCCUUAUAAGGAACACCAGGCAAAGCGUAGGCUCAUCUCGGCCUUUUAUCAACCGUCUACUAUAUACAAGCUGCCCCAUAUCGAACAACACGUCCAAGAGCGUGCUCAAACAGUUGUCCGACAAAUAUCAGCGAAUACAGAGAUUGAUGUCUACAGUUUGACAGACUGGUACGCGCUUGAUAUCAUUACCCAUCUUGUUCUGGGACCAGACUACUGCACUCGCUCUGUCGAAACGACUUGCCCUGAGCGCGACAUCCUCGCCGGGCUAAAGCAACAACAGUUUGUCGGGUCCCUGCGCAUCCGGUACCCAACGGUCUACGACUACGUUUCUAGAUGUUGCAGAGCUCUGAGCUCGAGAUUCAGCUAUCUAUCGGCGGAUGACGAGCUCGCAGCCUGGUGUAAGCAACGCACUGCCAACGCCAUCAAAGGGCCUAGCAUAUCUGAUUCUCAUUCUCUACUCCGACACCUCCUUCAAGUACACGAGAGUGACAAGAAGAAGCCGCCGCUUGACCGGCAGUACAUUGCAGCCGAGGUGCUCGACAAUAUCAAUGCUGCCGAAGCCACGGUUGCGGUAACGGCAACAUACUUGAUAUGGAGACUAACAGAGGCUCCGGAGUGGCAGAAGAAGAUACGAGACGAGUUGGCCGCUUUACUCGUACAGUCCGAUGGCUUUCUGCCAUUUUCGGAGCUUGAUAGCCGAGUUCCCUCACUCGAGGCUUGUCUUCGCGAGGUCUACCGUCUACACCCGGCAUCCAGUGGACGAGCCGAGCGCAUUGUUCCCGAGGGCGGCCACGUCUUGUGUGGAGUCUAUCUCCCACAGGGGACGAUAGUGACAACCUCUGUUAUGGCUCUUCAUCGAGAUGAGACCAUUUUUCCAGAUCCCGAUCGAUUCAGUCCUGGGAGGUGGCUUGACGGGGACCCGUUGGCGAUGAAGAAGCGUGAGGCCUAUCUGAUUCCGUUUGGGCAUGGUGCCAGAAUAUGUCUAGGCAAAGCCCUGGCCACGCUGGAAAUCAAAGUUCUUAUUGCACACAUAUAUCUGAGGUAUAAUACCACGAUGGGAAGAUCAAUGACUCCAGAGUCGAUGAGGCAGUGUAGCACCCACGACGCGGUGCCCAAGGGCCUGAAAUGUGUAGUCCGGUUCCAGAAGAUUGACGAGGAGAUUCGCAAUCACAAUGCCAACUAG
Metarhizium robertsii ARSEF 23 is the source of this 1569-nucleotide messenger RNA. RefSeq names its product Cytochrome P450 CYP5262A4. Bases 1 to 1569 code for a protein of 522 amino acids. NCBI's taxonomy places the organism in Eukaryota, Fungi, Ascomycota, Sordariomycetes, Hypocreales, Clavicipitaceae. Gene Ontology annotation, molecular function: oxidoreductase activity, acting on paired donors, with incorporation or reduction of molecular oxygen; monooxygenase activity; iron ion binding. The record is from RefSeq and is a predicted model, not a curated record. The transcript has a single exon.